Molecule: messenger RNA, 987 nt
Organism: Trichoplax adhaerens
Lineage: Eukaryota; Metazoa; Placozoa; Uniplacotomia; Trichoplacea; Trichoplacidae
Exons: 3
Coding region: 1-987 (328 amino acids)
Biological process (GO): lipid metabolic process
Molecular function (GO): lipase activity
Source: RefSeq, a predicted model, not a curated record
AUGGCAGAAACUUGCGAUCCCGACCAGAAACUAGGGUGCUAUUCAAAUACCGGACCAUGGAGUGGAUCUGAUCUCCCUCAGUCAUCUACUAAGAUUGGAACCAAAUUCUAUCUAUAUACCUGUAAAUGCAAUACCUCUCACACUCUCGAUUACAAUAAUCCAGCUUCUAUCUCUAAUUCUUCUUUCAAUGGCAACAUCGACACCAAAAUUAUCAUCCACGGAUUCAGCAGUAGUUCCUCAGAAGUGUGGGUACAUAAAAUGAAGGAUGCCUUCUUGACUAAGGGUUGUUUCAAUGUUAUCCUCGUUGACUGGAGGAAAGGUGCCGAGUCUAUGGGGAAUGAUUUUUUUAUUUACUUUCAACCUGUCGCUAACACCCGUGUUGUUGGAGACCAAAUCGCAGAAUUGGUUAAAGCUUUGCCAACUAGCAAGAGCAGAAUUCACCUUAUCGGUCACAGUUUAGGUGCUCAUGUUUCCAGUUUUGCCAGCGUUCGACUUAAUAAAGCUGCGCGUAUCAGUGGUCUCGACCCCGCUGGUCCAAAGUUCGUAGGGCUAGCUAAUGCUGUUAAAUUAGAUAAGACUGAUGCCGACUUUGUCGACAUUAUCCAUAGCGACGCCGGAACUUUCGGCACUACAGAGCCGUCCGGUCAUCUUGAUUUCUGGCCAAAUAAUGGCGUAGAUCAACCCCAAUGUAAUCUAUUCGAUGAUGCAGGGCCUGCCUGCGAUCAUAGUGCUUCGCACGUAUAUUACACAGAAUCUAUCAAUUCUGAUUGCAAUUUUGUUGCUAGACCUUGCUCUAACUAUGGUAAAUACAAAUCUGGCGGUUGCACUAAUUGCUUCUAUAAAUAUUGUCCAGUCAUGGGUUACAGAGCUAUAGAAUUCAAGAAAUACUACUUCUACGGCUACGAAAAAUACACACUCUUCCUUACCACCAACGAGGAGUCGCCAUACUGCGCUGGCAAUAAACCCGGCAAGCGGUGGUGGAAUUAA